CUACACAUACAAUUACUCUUUGUAUAACGGAUUUUACUGUUAAACCAACACCGGUAGUUAUUCGGCAGUCGGUGAGCUAGGUACAUUACUUUGGGGGUAAUUUAGAGAUAUUUUCUAUGUAAAUGAGAAUAGGGCUGUCAGACUAGAAGACACGGAGAUGGUUAAGGCUCUCGUCGCGGUGCCUGGGGAGUUGUUUAUUUUACUACUUUCGCUGUGUGUCUACCAACCCUGUCAUUAAUGCGAGUGUUUUUCAUUGUAUUUCAGAAAACUGUGUACCGACAGAUCAGAAUGGAUUAUCUGAGAAAACUCUCGCCUUAGCAAGUAUCAUCGGUGGUGCGGCAGGGGGAGUGGUUUCUACUGGUAGCAAUCAUCAUCUGCCUCAUCGGCUGUCUGUGUUGUAAGAAAUCUAAGGCUACAGUCAUCAUUGUGAAAGAAGUAACUAAAGUACAACACAAGUCGAAAGAUACAGAUGUAAUCGUCGAUGUAGACAAAGAUGAAGAUGACAACAUUUUUGAGAGAGACCUGACAGUCAUAUCUUCUGCACAAAUGAGUGUCUACUCAGCCUAUCUCCCGCGGUCGUCUGCCAAAAGCGACAAGACAUCAACAAGAUUCCGAAAGCCGACAUUUGGAAGUCCGUUAUAUAGAGAUGCAGGGCGAGUAGACGACACCAGAACAAAACGGCCAGGCAAACAAAAUGGUCGUCUGGUGAAAAACGGUUUACACGGCAUGGAAGAUGAGACCGAAAUUUCAUAUCCUGUUCAGCAAACGUCACUUCCGGAUAUUCGAAAGGAUGUGUUCCAGCCGAAUAUGUACGGAGGCCCAGAGGAAGGUCUCGUAUUCCAGGACCUGGCAGUAGGUGCAACAGAUAAUUACAAACUUUUGGUCAAGAAUAUGAAGCGAGGGGAGAAACAUUUAAUGUCCAAAAGUCCACCUGGGAAAGGUCAAGGACAGAUAAUGCACGUUCGUUCAAGUCCAAGCGAAAGACAGAGUGUUCGAAAUAAAAGCAAUAGUCCCCCGGUAAAGCAACACUUUCAUGGUUCAGAUAAUAAAACGUCUAAUCGCGACCCCAAUUAUAAUGGCAAUCAAAGUGGGCAUGACCGGUUUGUUUGGACUAAUGAGGACGAUGAGCAGGAGUUUCAGGAUCCUGAUUUCGCAGCACUGGGCAACCGAUAUGGCGGACAUCCAACUGGGCCUCAAGUGUAUGGCACAGUUCAUGUGGAUGGUAACACACGACCGCCAAGACGUAAGGCCACCGUUCACAGAACAAGUUCAUUUGGAAGCAGUUCAAGUAAAACUUUACAAAGUCAACAAAAUCUCCACAUCACUAGUGAAAAGGGUUCAAAUGUCAUUAACCAGACCCAGCCUACAAACAAUUUAUCAGGAAAACUGUCGAAUGUACAGGAAGGUGGUGGCGACAAAGUACAUGACACUCGAGAAAGACAUCUAGUAGACAUCAGUACCAAUACGGAGAAUACUGAGAAACGUAUUAUGAUGACAACGGUGAGGACAGGUGUUUCAAUUGGUAUACAAACGGAACAAGAAAAUACAUCAACCUCAAAUGUUCGUCGACAAGAUUCUCCGAUACCAGCGAAUGAUAGUCAUAGAAAGCUAGAUCCCUGGAAGCAUCCGUUAUUGAAUUAUGAAUUUUACGGUAGCAGUGACAUGAAAAAAUCCACUUCUGUCCCAACUGUGAUAUCUGGUUACGAAAUGGCUAAGUAUAACCCUCCUAACAUUGAGUCCAGCAAACAUCAUGACCGUAUCGUCAGACGAUUGGGCUUGACCAGUAAUGAUAUGGUUUGGUGUAUUGAACCAAACGCCAGAGGUCCAAAGAGGAGUGCGACCUACAAUCUAGGCUCCAUUAUGACCAAAAACAAUUCACAUCGAUUAGGUCGAGGGAAAUCUCGUACAAGAAUUGUGACUCCGUGGAAAUGAGACUUGAUAUUUAAGACAAUGUGGCAAUAUUUCAAAAUAUAAUGUCAUAGAUGUAACUAAUCCUAUUAACGCUGUGAAAUCUACAAGAAUCACAGUAUGACAUCGAUUUAAGCCUUAAAAGGCUUGUGUGAUGUAUUAUCGCCAUGUCAUUAUACCGCUGUGUUUAUAAUUAGUUUUAAUUUAGAAAGAUUCAUUGCCUGUAUCAAACAUCCAAAAAUAUGAGUAAAAUAAUAUAACUUUGCAUAACAAACAGUCUAUUAUUGGAAAAUUGCGCUUCCCUUUCAGUGCGCAAAAAUAAAUGUGUGGGUACAGAUUAUAAUGUUAUGACGUUAGUUCAGGAUCCAAUAAACAAUUUAUCCUGUA
This is a messenger RNA of Pecten maximus, 2295 nucleotides long. RefSeq lists its product as uncharacterized. The record is from RefSeq and is a predicted model, not a curated record. The transcript is spliced from 3 exons. Bases 547 to 1932 code for a protein of 461 amino acids. NCBI's taxonomy places the organism in Eukaryota, Metazoa, Mollusca, Bivalvia, Pectinida, Pectinidae.